CUUUCGUUUAUUUACCCUGUGUGCCCAAACAUUUGCUAGAAUUGCUACACCGCGCGGCGCCGGUGCUGAUCGAUGCUCAGAAAGGAAUGAUGAUGAUGAUGAUACAGACAACAGUUCGGAAUACGAAAGCCUCGGGUUUGAUGCCGCUACUGGUGAAAAGGGCAGUAUCGUUCUCUGCUUCGACCCAAUCUACCGUGGAAUCGGCUUCCAGGGACGGAGAACUCAGGCUCUUCAUCGUUGCUGGGGAGGUUUCCGGUGACGCCAUUGCCGCACGUCUUAUGAAUUCUCUCAAAAAGCUCUCUCCUUUUCCCGUCCGCUUCGCUGGCGUUGGAGGGCAUAGGAUGUCUAAGCAAGGGUUGAACUCUCUCUUUCCAAUGGAGGAUAUUGCAGUGAUGGGUAUUUGGGAGUUAUUGCCACAUCUUAAUCAGUUCAGAGUUAAAUUGAAACAAGCAGUGCAGGCUGCUCUUGGUUUUCGGCCUCAUGCUGUAGUCACCGUGGAUUCAAAGGGAUUCUCCUUUCGUUUCCUAAAGCAUUUGCGGGCUAGGUACAGGAUACAAGGGACGCUUGGUCCUCUGCAUUUUCACUAUGUUGCACCGUCAUUCUGGGCGUGGAAAGGCGGUGAGGCAAGACUGGGAGGACUUUCUGAGUUUGUGGAUCAUGUCUUAUGUAUCCUUCCUUUUGAGGCAGAAGUUUGUCGAUCGAAUGGAGUAGCUGCAAGCUUUGUCGGCCACCCUACACUUGAAGAUAUAUUGGAGUUUGAGGGGAAGGACACGACACAAGGGGGAUGGAGAGUUCGAGGGGAUGCAGAAAAGUUUAGGAAUGAAUAUGGAAUAUCCUCAGGAUCCAAAAUCAUGUCCUUGCUCCCCGGAAGCAGAUUACAAGAGGUUACUAGAAUGAUGCCCAUCUUCUCAAACACGGUGAAACAACUACGAGAUUCCUUUCCAGACUUGAUUACGACUAUCCACGUUGCACCUAACCAACAUGUGGAGAGUUUCGUCGGUGAAGCGACCCGUAACUGGCCUGCACCUGUUAUAUUGAUUCCGGGAGGAUCACACCACAUGAAGUACGACUCUUUUAGCGUUAGCAGUGUGGCACUGUGCACGUCUGGGACAGUUGCGAUGGAGUUGCAGCUUGCACGGCUACCUUGUGUUGUGGCGUAUCGAGCCCAUCUCCUGACAGAAUGGAUCAUACGUUACAAAGCUAAAGUAUCGUACAUUUCUCUUCCCAACAUUCUCUUAGAAUCUGCGAUAAUCCCUGAAGCUCUGUUUCGUGCUUGCACGCCUUCAAAACUGGCAUCAUUGCUCCGGAACUUGAUUCUUGAUGAAAGUCUGAGACAGAAACAGAUAAUUGCCGCGGAGAAGGUUAUUCGGUUGUUGAGACCUGAAAGAAUCUCCGGCAGCUCGACGCCGCUGGAUUCCAUGUCUUUUGAUUAUACACCUAGUAUGAUUGCAGCUUCUACUAUAUUGUUUUCUAGGAGGACAUGAAAAUUGGAGAGUUUCACCAUGCCAACUCCUAUUUUGUAAAGCUUUGUAACUUUAAAUUUCAGCCUUUAGUAUAAUUAGAAUG
Molecule: messenger RNA, 1566 nt
Organism: Ipomoea nil (Japanese morning glory)
Lineage: Eukaryota; Viridiplantae; Streptophyta; Magnoliopsida; Solanales; Convolvulaceae
Product: probable lipid-A-disaccharide synthase, mitochondrial
Exons: 8
Coding region: 87-1484 (465 amino acids)
Biological process (GO): lipid A biosynthetic process
Molecular function (GO): lipid-A-disaccharide synthase activity; phospholipid binding
Source: RefSeq, a predicted model, not a curated record